AAUGGACGUCGAAAAAGAUCGAAACUCGUACUUCACGCAUAGACAAAAAAGAUCGAUUUUAUCACGCAGCAAAGAUCGCGUCCAGCCUGCACCCGUUAUGAAGUAGCCAGCGUGCCAGAUCUAAAUCGGAUCUAAAUGACGUCGGUCUGAUGUAGUUGGAAGUAGUUUUGCUUGUCCCACCCCUACAGCGAAAUUCAGAUGAAGGCAGAAACUUUACAAACGGUCAGCAAAAUCAAUACAGCUGCAACAGAUCCAGUCUACUACAUCCCCAGAAAAUGGAAGAGAAAGAUCAGUGCAGAUCUGUCGUUUCAGCCCACGAAAACGCGGCGGAUCUAAAUUCUAAAUUUUGGUGGAUCUCUGCUUGUAAGAUCUUGACGCAGACAUUAGCUUUGUCAGUCGCUGUCUGUCUCUACCUUCCGAAUCACCUUUUCCUCCCUUUUUCAAUCACUACCAAACAGGGACCAAAACUGGGUUUUCUGCCUAGUUUUGUAGGGUCAGAUCAGACCGGAUCGUCACAGAUCGAGUUUGCAGACACACACAGAUUUAGUUACUCACAAAACCACGCUCUGCCAAGAUGACGAAGGGUACGAGUUCUAUGGGUAAGCACAACAGCCACUCGCAUGGCUUGUGCAUCCGUUGCGGCGCUCGCGCCUUCCACCUGCAGAAGAAGCGCUGCGGUAGGUGCGGCUACCCGAGCAAGAAGAUCCGAACGUAUGGAGUUUUUUUGAUUUCAUGUUUUUCUAAAUUUAGAUAUGCUUCUAUCUGCACCUUCCCUUGUGGGAGCGAAGGGACCUUAAUGUUGUCCACGAGAUAAUAUUGUGAAGAACAAUUAAAGAUGAGUGAGAGCAGUGCUGGAAUAAUUUUUUCCCGUCUGUCGGACUUGAUGCGACUCACUUCAAUAUUCCUCUUGAGUCGCGAUGUCAUUUUUUCGCCUACUGAAUGCAAGACAUUCCCUAGUGGUGCGAGCUUGGCAAAGUCCUAAAUCAAUUCGUGUGUCUUUUGGUUGAGCUUUUUACAGCUCCCACGCACGAAGCGCUCCAUAUUCCUUGUCGCGGUGGGUGAGCUUUUCUUGAAAAGUACAGGGUCAGCUUUUUGGCCAAACCACCGGGUCAAACCAUGGAGUGUACAGAAAAUAUAGGCACUUCUCUGUCCUAAACGUCAAGAUUUAGAUCAUAGUCCUGAACAAAACGUUCGUUAACCCACAUAUCUAAAUUCUCAUCCAAAAUCAGGUACAACUGGUCUAAGAAGGCUAUCCGUCGUAAGACCACCGGAACGGGCCGCUGCCGCUAUUUGAAGACCAUCCCGCGUAAGGCGAAGAACCAGUUCCGUGAGGGCACGACCCCCAAGGACCGCACCAAGAACCGCGCUGGUGCCAAGUAAGCGGGUUUGAUCUUCGUGGAUAUUGCGAAACAAAGGAGGAGGAACUAUUCCUCAAUUGGACGAUCUGUGUGUGAUGUAAAUCUAUAAUCUGCGAACAAGGACGAGUGUUGUACAUUCACCGUUGCACUUUUAGAACAAGGGCGUAUCGUGUGAGUGAGUUUAGUAGCUUCUUCAGUUGCAAGCGCGCUGCACUUUACCGACGACCUUCUGGAACUUUGAGGUGAAUUGGGCAAGUCUGAUGAUCUCGAACU
Amoebophrya sp. A120 is the source of this 1631-nucleotide messenger RNA. The record is from the annotation of a GenBank genome assembly. NCBI's taxonomy places the organism in Eukaryota, Dinophyceae, Syndiniales, Amoebophryaceae.